AUGGAUGCAGAUGUGGAAGAGAAGCUUUCAACUGUUCAACUUCGGGACUUGAUAGAGAUGAUAAGAAAUGCAGAAAAAAAUAUUCAUCUUCUCAACCAAGCUCGAAUUCGCGCACUUGAAGAUCUUGAAAAGAUUCUUGAAGAGAAGGAGGCUUUGCAAGGAGAAAUCAACAUUCUGGAAAUGAGACUGGCAGAAACUGAUGCACGGAUCAGAGUUGCUGCACAAGAAAAAAUACAUGUGGAACUACUGGAAGACCAGUUGGAAAAGUUGCGAAAUGAGCUUUCUAGUAGGGGUGGCAGUGAAGUAGAUAGACAUGAUGUGGCUGGUGUAAUUCCUUUUUCUCUUGAUAAAAAUGUCUAUUCUAUUAGUGAGGAACUUGAUUUGUUGCGGGCAGAAAAUAUGUCCCUGAAGGAGGAUUUACAAGUGCUCAAGACAGCGUUCGGCAAUGUCAAGGGAACAGAUGAACGUGUGGAGAUGUUGGAGAAAGACCGCUCUUUUUUGGAAUCUUCUCUGAAAGAGUUGGAGUUUAAACUUGGCGUUUCUCAAGAAGAUGUUUCAAAAAUUUCUACCUUGAAAUCCGAAUGCAACACAUUAUACGAGAAGGUAGAACAUUUGCAAUCAUUGCUGGAUAAAGCAACUAAACAGGCGGAUCAAGCUAUUUUGGUGUUACAACAAAACCAGGAGCUCCGGAAGAAGGUUGAUAGGCUGGAGGAAUCUCUUGAAGAGGUUAAUGUCUAUAAGUUAUCAUCAGAAAGAUUGCAACAGUAUAAUGAAUUAAUGCAGCAGAAAAUAAAACUUCUGGAUGAACGUCUUCAAAGGUCUGAUGAAGAGAUACAUUCGUAUGUACAGUUAUAUCAAGAUUCUGUGAAGGAAUUUCAAGAAACACUUAAUAGUUUGAAAGAAGAAAGCAAGAGAAGAGCAUUGGAUGAACCUAUGGAUGACAUGCCUAGGGAAUUUUGGAGUUGUUUAUUGCUUACAAUUGAUGGUUGGUUCCUUGAGAAGAAAAUUUCGGCAGACGAUGCAAAGCUGUUGAGAGAAAUGACGUGGAAAAGAGAUCGGCGAAUUUAUGAUGCAUACAUGUCAUGCAAAAAAAAGAAUGAGCGUGAAACUAUUGCUGCUUUUCUCAGACUUACAUCAUCCCCAACGACUAGUCCAGGAUUGCAUAUCAUUCAUAUUGCAGCUGAGAUGGCACCAGUUGCUAAGGUUGGUGGUCUGGGGGAUGUCGUGACUGGUCUUGGUAAAGCGCUGCAGAAGAGAGGACACCUUGUGGAAAUUGUUCUUCCCAAAUAUGAUUGCAUGCAAUAUGAGCAAAUUCGUGACUUAAAGGCAUUAGAUGUGGUGGUAGAGUCAUAUUUCGAUGGUCAAUUAUUCAAAAAUAAAGUUUGGGUUGGCACUGUUGAAGGCCUUCCUGUCUAUUUUAUUGAGCCUCAUCAUCCGGGCAAUUUCUUCUGGAGAGGACAGUUUUAUGGGGAGCAUGAUGAUUUCAAACGUUUCUCAUUCUUUAGCAGGGCAGCCCUUGAGUUGCUUCUUCAAGCCGGCAAGAAACCAGACAUAAUUCAUUGCCAUGAUUGGCAGACAGCUUUUGUCGUAUGGAUGAUUUGGUUCUUAGUAGCUAUUUUUCCUUUCUUUUGUUCCUAACA
Ilex paraguariensis (yerba mate) is the source of this 1640-nucleotide messenger RNA. The record is from the annotation of a GenBank genome assembly. Lineage: Eukaryota; Viridiplantae; Streptophyta; Magnoliopsida; Aquifoliales; Aquifoliaceae.